AUAAGCUAAUACUUUCACGGUGUAAAGUACGGUAGGAGCAGGAUGAGAGGGAAGUCGGUGGCCAAGAGCUAAUGGAAUGAGAGAGACGAGAAAGGAAACCGUGUUAGCGCCAGACCACAAGACGAGGGAGCUGCCGAGCGCUGUACCUGGCCGCCGGCUAGAGAGAAACGUCGUCUGUGAACGAUAGGACAAACAUCUGCUGUCCUACAGGACAAACAUUUGCUGCUUGUGUAAUCGUCCUCUCCCACUCCUUUUCCUCCUCUCCACUUCCGUCGUUGAAUAAACUACGCACACCUCCCCUCACCUCUCUUCCCUCUCUGACAAUCAACCACGUACUGUUGCAUAUACCUGACUCAUCUCUCUCUGUAUCAAAUCAUCUACCACUGUCUCAACAGACAAUAAACACAGAAAACGAAAGCACUUCUCCAAAGGUUUUUACAACUAUUCCCUCUCGAAUUCAAGUACAAACUCUUCUCGAAAUUUCCGUCUUUCCUCUCCCGAUCGUCGGUGGACUGCUGGGUUGCAGAGAUGAGCUCACGCUAUUCUAGUCAGAGUAGCUACAGUCCGACGCGACAUGGCUCGACCCUCGGUCGCAGUCGGACCAGCAGCAGCACGCUCAAGAUGGGAAAUCUCUCCAUGGACGAAGACACCGCGCUCUCUGACAUGCACAAGAAGGCUGACAAACUGUACGAAGACAAGAAGAAGAAAGAGGCCGAGGCUAUGAAGUAUUGGGACGAACAGAAAAAACUAGAACAGGUAUAAUAUAGCCAAUGGUGUUGAGUUUCAGUUUCACUGAUGAGAUGGAGAAAAAAUGGUCCUUGGAAUGGGUGGAGGCCUUUACAUUGAUUGACAUGCAUAUAUAUAUAUAAUUAUUUAUAAUAGUUGUUUGGUGUUUCCGCUAAUACAUUUGUUGAUGUUUGCUCAGCAAAAGUACUCAGACGAAGAGGAAGAUGGGUCGCCCUCCAAGUCCUACGGCCACACUGAUUCAGACUCGGGCUAUAAAUCGACGAAGGGCAGUAAGGAGGUAGUCGACAGUAGUGACUCUGGCAUCAGUAACGGUCUGGAAGCUUCUAAAGUCUGGCAGGAGAGGUUCAGUGACAUGGAGGACAAGUACAAGGAGGCAAUGGUGUCCAGUGCACAGCUCUACAACGAGAAGACAACUCUCAUCUUUCAGGUCGAGAGUCUCAAAGAUAGAUUAGAGGACGUGGAUCACAAGAUGGUGGAACUAAGAGCCGACCUUGCGAGAGAGCAGUCUAGGGGCAACCAGUUGGGGCACAGGGAAGAGGCCCUGGUGGGCGAGAAGGAUAUGUUGCUGAAACAGAUUGAGUUUCGAGACCAGUUUAUUGAGAAACAUGGACUGGUGUUGCCGACUGGGGAGGACGACGAGGAACAAACAGCGAUCGGGACACAAGAAAUGAUCAGCUCUGAAGAAAGAGAGAGACUUCUCAAAGAGAUAUCGGAGCUAAAGGAGGAGUUGUCGUCAAUGAAGAGUAGUUCAGCUGUUCUCGGAGACCAGCAACCAAGGGACAUAGUCCAGGUCAGUACAAGAAUGGUCAGCGAGUACAAGACAAAGCUGCAGAUUUCAGAGGCUGAGAAUUCGCGACUCGACGGAACGGUGACUAGAUUAAAAGGACAAGUGGAACGCUACAAGAACCAGAUCAAGGAAUUGGAAGAGAGGGAGGAUGAGUUGAUGAAAGAGAAGAGGAAACUGAGCAAAGAGAUCCGCGGCCUUCAGACAGACAAUGAAGACUCCAAGACUGAAACUGACCUCCUCAAGAGAAGAAUAGAACAACUGAAACGAAGACGAGAGUUCACACUAGACACAUGAUAGUCACGUGACUUCCGUGUAUGAGUUUGGUGGUGUAAUAGAAUUAGCUAAUGUAUGACUGUGAGUUAGAGUGCGCAGGCGCAAAGAGUUGACAUGUGCGCAUGCGCGUGGGUUAGUGGGUGGACCACGCCCCCUAACAAAAUGGCGACUCCAAAUAGAAGCUGCGCGGAAGAAAUGGCGGCGAGAGAGCAGGCGAGCGCCAUGCCGGCUACAGCGGGCGGAGGGCGCUCAGUCUCACCUGACCAGGAGCACGACUUCCUGGAGGAACCGCCGCGUGACUACUACUGCGCCGUGAGUCUGGAUCUGUUGUUGGAGCCGUUCCAGACGGGUUGCUGCGGGCACCACCUCUCCCGUGAGGUGGUGGAGCGUCUGCAGAGGGAGGGAAAGCCGUGCCCGAUGUGCAACAGACCCAAUUUCCCCGCGGUCCGGGACAUCUACAUGCAGAGAAAGAUCAAGGAGCUGCAAGUGCGGUGUCGGUACAACGGAGGCGGUUGCGUGUGGACGGGGCAACUCUUCGAUAAAGACGCGCACAUGCGGACGUGUCCGAAGCAGCCGUGGAGCUGCCCGCACUGCCAGUUCGCUGGGCUUCGCGAAGCCGCGCAAGAGCACACUGAGGGAUGUGCACAAGUCCCCGUACAUUGUCCGAAUCAGUGCGAGGCUCGCCAGGUACCCAGAUGCCAGCUGAGUGUUCAUCUCGACAGGGACUGCCCCCUCCAACAGGUCGCUUGUAAAUUCAGCCACGUGGGGUGCACAGAGGAGCUUGUUCGCUCACAGCUCGCCGCUCACAUACAAAACAUGCAGAUGCACCACACAAUGCUAAUGUGUUCCGCCAACCUGGACUUGACUCGGCAACUGAACGAGAAACUCACCGAGAAAGACGCGCAGAUCGAAGCUCUUCGAGGUGACGUUGUUCGUCUUGAGAGGGAGCUGGGCCAGCGAGUUCAGGCUGUGGAGGCUGGGGUGGCUGCCCAGUCUGAGUGGAUGGAGUCACAACAACGUGAGAACCAGAACGAUGAGAAUUUACAGGAGCCGGUACUGACUGAGGAGAUUGUGAAGACAGUCGUGACUGAACGGCUGCGAGAAACGGAGAUGUUUCUCCGGGAGCUGAAGAAGGAAGUGGAGGGUGUGCGUGGGGCGGUGGAUGAGAACCGUAGACUAGCUGUGCAGGAAAUGACGGAGGAACAGGAGAAGGGGGUGGGAAAACUAGACGAACUGGUAAAACAGGUUGAACAGGAUCGCGAGGCGGCCCGGGAAGACUUCAAGAACUGGGAGAUGACCUUGAAGGAAGAGAGGGAGUUAGUUGCCAAGACGACAGAGGAAACAAUGCGGAGGGCACUGGGGGAAGUAGAGAGGACAGUUGUCGACGAGGUGAAGAAGUCCAUGAAGGAAGUGGAGAGUUCG
This is a messenger RNA of Geodia barretti, 3229 nucleotides long. NCBI's taxonomy places the organism in Eukaryota, Metazoa, Porifera, Demospongiae, Tetractinellida, Geodiidae. The record is from the annotation of a GenBank genome assembly.